Nicotiana attenuata is the source of this 2010-nucleotide messenger RNA. RefSeq lists its product as uncharacterized. The transcript has a single exon. Bases 1 to 2010 code for a protein of 669 amino acids. Lineage: Eukaryota; Viridiplantae; Streptophyta; Magnoliopsida; Solanales; Solanaceae. The record is from RefSeq and is a predicted model, not a curated record. Gene Ontology annotation, molecular function: catalytic activity.
AUGGAGAGAGUAAUAAACAAUAUGUUUGAAGGUUGGAAGUACAUUACAAAUCUGCAUCACCAUUACAAUGGUCGAGUAGUUGUAGCAUGGAGACCUGAUUACUAUCAAGUCAGGUACAUAAGUGGUACUGCCCAAAGUAUAACAUGCCUAGUUACAGAUGUUGUUCUGCAGAAGGAGUUUUAUAUGACAACUGUGUACGCUUUUAAUACAAGGGAUGAAAGAAGAAGUUUAUGGCAACACUUAGAAAGUAUGAGUGGAGGAAUAAAGCAACCAUGGUUGGUAACAGGGGAUUUCAACUCUGUCCCACAAGCAGAUGAUAGAAUAGGAGGAAAUCUAGUUACUAUGGGAGAAGUGAUGGAUUUCCAAGAGUGUAUUGACUCUUGUGAACUCAUGGAGUUACCAUGUGGAGGUUAUAGAUACACAUGGAAUGACAAACAUGGUGAUAAUAGAGUUUUUUCAAAAAUUUACUGGGCUUUUUUCAAUAGAGAGUGGCUGGAUCAUAUGCCAGUGGUCCAGGCUACAUAUCUAGUGGAGGGAAUAAGUGAUCAUUGUCCACUGAGAAUAAGUAAAGAUACAGGAAGGGGGAAGAGGGCUAGAGCUUUUAAAUUCUGUAAUGUGUGGGAUUUACACCCUCAGUUUAAAGAGGUUGUAAUACAAGGAUGGCAACAACAAGUAGCAGGAUACAGUAUGUUUCAAGUAGUUAAGAAACUGAAGUUACUAAAGAAGGCACUGAAGAAGCUCAAUCAACAGCACUUCAGGAAUAUCUUAACAGAGGCUGAGGAAGAUAGGGCAGCUUUAAACCAAGUCCAGAAUAGAUUGCAUUCUGACCCCUCUAAUAAAGCUUUACAAGAACAAGAGAUAGCUAUGUAUCAGAAAUUCAGGAAUUCCUCUUAUCUAGCUGAAAUGUUUUUAUUACAAAGAAGCAAAGCAAGAUGGAUUAAGCUAGGAGAUGACAACACUAGGUACUUCUACUCAGUAAUCAGGCACAAAAGACUGCAACAAGCCAUGACACAAAUCAAGGAUCAACAUGGGGAAUUAGCAACAGAUAAUGUAAGCAUAGCAAAUGUUCUGGUAGACUACUAUGAAACUAUGCUAGGAAGGGAAGGAAGAAGAAGAGCUAAAGCAUUUCAUAGCUUUCUGAAGAAUGGCACUACUCUGAAUUCUACACAGCAGAUGGAACUCAUACAAACAUUCAUAGUCAAGGAAGUGAAACAAGCUAUGUUCAGUAUAGAUGUGAACAAAAGUCCAGGUCCAGAUGGUUAUGGAAGUAGUUUCUACAGGGAAGCUUGGAAUAUCAUUGGUAAUGAUGUUACUGCAGCAAUAUUGGAAUUCAUGGAGAAUGGAAAACUGUUAAGGAAAGUCAACUCAACAGUAAUAUCUUUGAUUCCCAAAGUCCUAGUCCCAGAGUUUGCAAGUCAAUUCAGACCAAUUUCUUGCUGCAAUGUCAUAUACAAAUGCAUUUCCAAGAUGAUGUGCAAGAGGCUCAAGAAAGCUGUAUCAAUACUAGUAGCUGAGAACCAUGUAGCUUUUGUUGAAGGUAGAUUUUUUAUUCAUAAUGUCCUUAUCUACCAUGAUUUACUGAGACACUAUAAUAGGAAAACAUCUCCUAGAUGCCUUAUGAAAAUUCAUUUGAGAAAGGCAUAUGAUAUGAUCAACUGGGAUUUCAUAGAGGAAGCUCUGAAAGGAUUUGGAUUUCCAGAUUCAUUCACUAAACUGGUGAUCACUUGUGUGACUACAACCCAGUCCUCUAUAAGAAUUAAUGGAGAAAACCAUGGUUAUUUUAAAGGCAGGAGGGGGCUUAGGCAAGGGGAUCCUAUCUCACUCCUAUUAUUUGUUCUAGUAAUGGAAUAUCUGUCAAGGGUUCUUGGUAAGAUGAGUGAACUCCCUGACUUCAGAUAUCACCCCAUGUGUAAGGAAACAAGGUUAACUCACUUAGUAUUUGCAGACGAUUUGAUGAUUUUCUGCAAAGGAAAUCUGAAAUCCAUAGCUAGAGUGAUGGAGGCAUUAUAG